Homarus americanus (American lobster) is the source of this 1121-nucleotide messenger RNA. RefSeq lists its product as uncharacterized. NCBI's taxonomy places the organism in Eukaryota, Metazoa, Arthropoda, Malacostraca, Decapoda, Nephropidae. Bases 147 to 632 code for a protein of 161 amino acids. The record is from RefSeq and is a predicted model, not a curated record. The transcript is spliced from 3 exons.
GAGCGUUCACGGCCCAGUGGUCUGCCUCCUCACUCUACUGGAAGGCACUCUGUCUCCACCGCCGUCAACUGCCGGAUUGCCGCGGUGUGUUCAGGAGCAUCACUGUUAGAUAGUGUUAUAGAGGAAGGCAGAAACAGUCACCCCUUAUGUGGCGGAAGAUGAAGCCCUCGUGUACUAUGAUGGUGCUACUCCAGGUGUGGAUGUCGGUCUGCCUGUGUAAGCACACGGAAGAUCAAACUCCCGUGUACCAAAGUCACACAACCUUGUAUUACCGGAUUCUUCUGGGCCAACACUUCACUGUGUCCGGCGACCCCAGCGCCACCUACUACAACAUCAAGUGGUUCAGGUGUGCCGUGAUCUGUAACUUCAACCAGUGUCACGCGUGGGCAUUGGACACCGCUCAAGACAUCUGUCACGUCUACCAAAACAUUGACCCUCAGGACACUCUUUCACCCGCUCCGGCCUCAGUACAAACUUUCUGCUCCCUGCCCGAGCAUGAAUGUUUCCCUCUUGGUAAUUCUUCGAGUUCAGUUGGUAAUUCUUCGAGUUCAUCCGGGAGUUCUUCUAGUUCAUCCGGGAGUUCUUCGAGUUUAAUCAGAGAACACGACGAGCCUAUCCCGCUUAUCGAAUAAAAACAUGAGACCAAUGGCUAAAUAAAAACAUAAAAUAUAUAGCCAUGGCAUAACCAGUCCUGAAAUGCUGGCUGGUUUUUCUUGCUCUAUAACUGUUAACCAGACAUAAAUGGUAAGGUAAUAGCUCACAUUUACUUCAUUACAUUUUCUUUAUUAUAUUCACACAUAUUUAAAGACUAUCAAUACGUAAAGCAGAAGCUUCAGUAAAAACAAAACAAACCGAGCUCUUAGUUUACAGGCGUUUAUUGUAAGGCGAUUUAGAUGCACGGAAUAGUUAACGAGGUAGCUAGUAACUACUCAAGAGAGUGAUCCACUCCCAAUAGACUUAGUUAUGUCACGUUCCGCCAGUCUAAUUUUAUUUUUCCUUUUAUUGAGUAGAAAUUCAUAAAGUACAGUUUAUGCAUAAAUACAUAAACACUUAUGGAGGAUAAUACAAGGAAUAUUAGUAAUACUUAUUUCUAUAUAUGGCUCUUGUGACUAAAUUCAAAA